Molecule: messenger RNA, 1031 nt
Organism: Dromiciops gliroides (monito del monte)
Lineage: Eukaryota; Metazoa; Chordata; Mammalia; Microbiotheria; Microbiotheriidae
Gene: PIGP
Product: phosphatidylinositol glycan anchor biosynthesis class P
Exons: 5
Coding region: 215-619 (134 amino acids)
Biological process (GO): GPI anchor biosynthetic process
Molecular function (GO): phosphatidylinositol N-acetylglucosaminyltransferase activity
Source: RefSeq, a predicted model, not a curated record
GCCCGCUCUCCCUUCUCCCCCCUUCUUGCCCUCCCCCCCUGCCGCAAUCCGCCCCGCCCGAGAGUCCCAGUGCGUCGAGCUGAAAAGCUUUAGGUAGCGAGCCCCCCUUCCUCUCCUCUUUGGACUCCUGGGGUGGCACCUGCGCACACAGGUUCGGCCUAGUGGUCCUGAAGCCGGCAGGAAGGAAAACUGGUUCUCCAAAGCUAAAGAGACUAUGGUGGAAAAUUCACCGUCGCCAUUGCCAGAAAGAGCGAUCUAUGGCUUCGUUCUUUUCUUAAGCUCCCAGUGUGGUUUCAUACUCUAUCUUGUGUGGGCAUUUAUUCCUGAGACUUGGUUAAACUCCAUAGGCCUAACAUAUUGGCCUCAAAAGUACUGGGCAGUUGCUUUGCCAAUCUACCUCCUUAUUACUUUAGUAAUUACUUACAUAUUGAUAUUUGGAAUUAACAUGGUGAAUACUUCUCCACUGGACUCUAUUCAUACAGUCACAGAUAACUAUGCCAAAAAUCAGCCACAGAAAAAAUCUCAAGAAAAAGCUGUUCCUGCCUUAAAGGACAUACCUAUUAGUGAAGUAAACCAAAUGUUCUUUAUUGGUGCCAGAGGACUUUACACUAAAAGCUGACUUAUACAGAGAACAUCUGUCCCAAACAUUCAUUUAAGAAUUUUUUGAAUAGGACUAUUUUGACUACUGUCCUUCUGUUUCCCUCAUAUACUUUAUAUUAAUUGAAAAGGAUAAAAGAUCCCAGUUGAAUAGAUGGAAAUCUAGCCUUGGAGCCAGAAAAACUUUGGUUCAAGUCUCAUUUCUGAGAUACUAAUUGCCACAACCCUGGGCAAAUGACUUUUUACUUCUCAGUGCUCUAACUCUCUAAAACUGUCACAGAGAAGGUGCAAAUGGAGUUUCUUCUUCUGGGGGUUCCCUAUAUCAAUUUAAUAAUGGGUCCUGUACUUAUUCCUAUCAGCUUUUUCUGGGAAGGUAUUCCAAAUAUUGGUUGAUGAAAUGGAAGAAAUAAAAUACUAUGUGUCAUAUGUACUAA